CGUGAAGGAAUGCGCUGCUGGCGACACCAGUCCACAGCGGGCACACCGGGUAUAUUUCCUCUCCUCCCUCCUCCCUGGUUCUCUGUAGCCUCGUUUGAAUGGAUGUUGUCGUGAAACUGAAAGUUUCGUCGUGCUUUGCGUAGGUGUGCUUGGCCUUUGCUCACCGGAACCAGAGCUGCGUCCCGUCGUCCAUUAGAAAAGAUAAGAAGAAAUGGGACCUCGCGACAAUGUGCUUCGCAGUAUCGUCGCAAUUCGUUGUUGACAAGUAGGCAGCCGGCGAGCGUGUAUCACAAUGGAAGCCUGCACACCCACGCCCAGCAGUGUGGAGCCCGCAGAUGAGGAUGCACUUCAGGAGUUCGAAGACUACGAGGCCGUCAUGAGCGUGAUUCGCAAAGUCACGAAAGGUGGCCUCACCGAACGCGAGAUCGAACACUUGCUGGACACGUUUAAGGGAACUUUCGACAAGUAUCUCGAACAGCCGUACCUGUUGGACAGUCAUUUGAGGGAGAUAGUGCAGGCUCUGGUCAGCCCUGUGAAGUCUCCUGACUGCACCGACGAUAUUCUGCACACUUGCAUGGCCUUUCUCGUCGUGGUGACCAAUGUUCGCGGAUACAAAGUGGUGGUUAACCACCUGCCUCACGAGCUGUCGGACAUUGAGCCUGUGCUUGCCCUGCUGGAGAGGAUGGCGCCAGACAGUUGGAAGUUGCGGCCGACAACGUAUAUGCUGCUGCUCUGGCUCGGCGUGCUGUCCAUGGUGCCGUUUCAACUAUCACGCCUCGACUCCGGAGAUGCAAAAAUGAAACCUGUGGCCCAAAGGAUAUUUGAUGUCAUCAAGGCCAACCUCACUGCCGUCGGUAAGGCAAACACUGCCUCCAGCUUUUUAAGCGCUCAUUUUAUAACACGUCCCGACAUCAAAGACUCCUACCUUGACGACUUCAUGAUGUGGUUGCAGAAUCAAAUUGAUGCUGAAAAUAAGGUGACGACGACAAACAUGUUGUCGGCGCUCGCCAUGAUCUUCAAGCUCGCCAAGCGGGAGGUUGUCAUGAAGCACGCAAACAGCUUGAUGAGCCUGCUGAUGAAGAAAAAGUUAUUUCAAAGCAAUAAUAUCAUUAUUCAAAGGCUUGCAUUGAAGCUGUGUCAAAGGAUUGGCCUUUGCUUUCUUCCCGUCAACCUUGCCUCUUGGAGACACCUUAGAAGCAUAAAGCAGCUGUCGAAGAAUGUGCAAGAAAAUGGUCCCUUGUCAGAAGCAGCCUUCCCAGCUGCACAGGAGAAUGGAGAAUUUGAUGUCCCAGAAAUCGUUGAAGAGGUCAUCGACAAGCUUUUGGAAGGCCUCGAAAAUUGCUCUAUCAAUGUCAGGUGGUCAGCUGCGAAAGGCAUAGGCCGUAUUGCGAGCAGGCUUCCAAGGGAGUUUGCCUCCGAGGUUGUCUCGUCGGUGUUCUCCACGUUUGAGAGGCAGGACAGUGAAAGUUCACUUCAUGGGGGAUGCCUCGCCCUUGCUGAAUUCGGACGCCGAGGCGCCCUGCUUCCUGAGCAGCUGCCUGAUGUGGUGGCUUCCGUACUGCCUUGCCUGACCUUUGACGAGCAGCUGGGCAAGCAGUCCUUCGGAUGCAUAGUCCGUGACGCAGCCUGUUACGUCUGCUGGACUUUGAGUCGUUCGUAUGACCCCUGCCACCUGGCGCCUUUUGUAAGCGCUAUUGCUGGGGCACUUGUCUGCGUUACUCUGUUUGACAGGGAGGUGAUAUGCCGUCGGGCGGCUGCCGCUGCUUUCCAGGAAUGUGUGGGAAGACUAGGCACAUUUUCGCAUGGCAUCGAUAUCAUCACUGUGGCCAACUAUUUCUCCUUGGCACGAGUGCAGACCUGUUAUUUGAGCCUCAGCCUGCAGGUUGCCAAGUUCAUGGACUACACGCAGCCCCUCAUUUUGCACCUCGUGGAGAAGAAGUCUGGUCACUGGGAUCCCAACAUAAGGACGCUCUGCUCGCAAGCGCUCUUCAAGCUCACCGUGGACGAUCCUGGCUUUGUGAGGCAGACCUGCAUGCCCAAGCUCUUGGCUGCAUUGCAUAGUCGAAACCUGAACAACAAGCUGGGAGCCUUGCUGUCUAUUGGGGAAGUCGUGCACUCGCUCUGUGAGCUGGGCGAGAAGAGGGGUGAAAGUGUCUACGAUGCCUUAGGUGAUGACACUGUAGAAGCACUGAAAGAGCUGGUCUCAAGCUAUGAGGAAAGCAAGGUGUUCCAGGGCCUUGGAGGAGACCCUAUGAAGGAAGCCUUUUGCUUGUUCAUAUGCAAGCUCUCUACUGUCCAUUUUCCUGUUCACAAGUCGCGGCCUAUUCUUGAUAAGUGGCUGUCUGUGAUAAGCCGGUGCCUUCUUCGUGACGAACGCAGCCUGAGGGCCAAUGCCUGUGCGGCGUUGUCACCAUUUUUGGAAGAGUACUGCAAGGACGAGGACGCCAUCUGCGACACUCUUGUCACCGAGUACCUGGAAGGGCUCAACUCGGGCACGGAAGGCGUCCGUUGCAACUUUGCACACGCACUGGGAUCCCUGCCAAGCUUUGUUUACAGGAAGUACUUCCAAGUGAUCCUUCGUGGACUUACGGCCAGAGCGACAGCAGAGGGCCGGGAGUAUUCGGACUCAAAAACUGAGGCAGUGCUUUCCCUGGCACGUUUUUGCAUCUCGGUUGGCGUCGAGGAAGGAGGCGUGUCGCCGUCCCAGAUUGAAACCAUACUCAACAUCCUAAUCCAAGGAAUGGAUGACUACACGCACUGCCCAAAACGAGGGGAUGCAGGAGCCAACGUCAGGAAAGCCUGCAUGACGUCAUUUAAGGACCUCAUCUGCUACCUUGCAUCGGUACAGCCCAGUGCCAUUCCCGAGGCACAGGUGUCGUCAAUGAUGUGUGCCUUAGCCCAACAGAGCGUGGAGCCUGUGGAUAAUGUGUGCCGCCUGGCGAUAACAACUUUCAUUGAGCUGCUGUACAACACCCCAGAGAUUCCAUACAUCCCACACCGAGAGGAAGCCUGCAAGAUCCUGCCUGAAAACCUGGGGAGCCUUAUCAACCUUCGGCAUUCCAAUGAGACGUUCCCCUACUGGAGCCAGCUGCUGGCGCUCGACUCGUACCGUGAACCCCUGCUUAAGGGAUUUCUCGUCAGUGUGGGCGGCAUGUCUGAGAACUUUUUCAUCACUGGCAAGAAAGCGCUGCUGUCGUUCCUCAGCACGGCCAAACAAGACCGCACCCUUGAAGAGUCUGUGUAUGGAUUCUUGGCCAGACUCCUCAGUGACGAAGCAUUCGUGAACAGGGCUCUGCCCAAGUACCUCAAAGCCCUGGACCACCUUGCAGUUUCUAGUGCCUUCACCGGGGUUCCCCCCGAAUUUGUCGAAGUGGUUCAGCAGGAUGCUUGGCUUAAAACAUACAGGUCGAAGUCUUUCCAGAAACUCGAAGCCAUCUCAAGCUUGCUUGCCACUUGGCUGCAGUUUGAAGGAGAUGUGAGGAAGAAAGUGCUCGUAAAGCUCUUCAGGCUUUUGCAGCAUCGUUGGAGCAAAGUGCGCAAGGCAACUGCACUCCGGCUGUGCGAAUCUCUCUUGCUAUACAUGGUAUUGGAAGAUGAAGAAAAGUUGGAAGAGGCAUGCAUACUUCUGUCCGAGACAGACUGGAAUGAGGGCGAUAUUGACACGCCUGUAGAAAGGCUCAGGAAUCUGUUUGGACUGAAAAGCGAAAGCUAGUAAUGAAGCGUGCCCAUUAUGCGUCUUCUGGUGUAUACUGCAAUGCUUGCAAGGUUUUCUAUUUAUAUUUAGCGGUUAGCGGAAUUAAAUUUUAAAUGAUGUAGGAGCAUUGUGCACAUCUUUCUUUUUUUUUUUACGAGCUGCUCACUUUGUGUUGCAUUUAUCACCGUGCUCUUCCUGUGUUUCGUGUAGGCUUGGGCAAAUAUACUAUAUCUUCGAAUAUUCAUCACAUAAAUACUGUGCUAUUCAGUAUUCACUUCCAUUCGAACUUCAGCAUUCAUAAUUUUCGAUGUGUCCUGAACCGGCGAUCAUAAAUUACAAAACAGGUGUGAUAAACAUAUCCUGUGUUUAAAUCGCAUUGCCAUUGAUGCAGCUCAAAGCCAAGACAAGCCACAGACAUAGAAUUUGUGUAUAGUCGCCAACCGAUUUUUCGAACUUGCCCGAUUAUUAGAACAUCCCUGCGUCUAGUUUUUUUUUUCUUUAUUGUUUUGUUUCACGGAUUCUCUCCGUGUAGGGGGCAGAGGUAAAGGCAAAAUGCGUGACAGAGCCUCUGCGCCCCUACAGUUCAAACUAACAGUUCCAGUUAGUUUCUUCAUUCUUGUAGCCCAGCCCCCUCUUUAUUAACGGCGACCAAAGUUUCGGACCUGAUCCACGUUCACAAUGGUGGAAAAAUGGCGGUCGUGAUGAAAGUUGGCGCCAUUCAGGUUGACCUCCAUACACUUGCUUUUGCCACCCUCUGCGGUGACUUGCGAGAUCAAAUCCCGGCUGCCGCAGCCGCAUUUCGAUGGUGGCGAAGUGCAAAAAUGCCUAUUGUCCUAUGCAUUGGGGGCACGUUAAGGACCCCAUAGUAGUCAAAAUUAAUCCAAGUCUCCCACUAUGGCGUGCUUCAUAAUCAAAUCGUGGUUUUCACAUUUACAACACUGGAAUUCAAUUCACUUGUUUUUGUUGGCAAGGUGACAUCUCAACCUUCCGGGAGCCGUACAUAUGGCCACAGCAAAUGGAUGUACGUCCAUUUAGUCAAAUUAAUUAAGCAAAUAGAAUGUACAUUUGCAGCACGCUAACAAACCUGUCAUUGAAUACCAUGUUACUUGCAUCAAUACAAGCUGGCUAAGUGUAUAGCUCAGCAUAUGUAGACAUGUAAGGAACGAGCAGUAUAAUAGACGAAGAGCUUACUUGUUUAGUAUUGUAGUAGCCAACGACUAUCUUCUGGGUUCCCUUUAAGAGUGGACGUGCACUCCUACUGUAGCAACAGGUCCAGCCUAGCCUAUGCUUCGGUGAUGACGAAAAUGACGGUUCAAUGCCAGUUCGCAGAUGGUGUUGAGCCUUCUGUCUUGUUGCAGUCUGCUUCAAUUUUAUUGUCAUGCCUCCGGAAUACUAAACAAAACAAGCACGUCUGGCUUUCUUUCUUCCAGGUAACACUUUGUGAAAAUUCAACAAAAAAUUAACGGAAUGUCUUUUAUAGAAAAGUUAAUGAGCAGUACACAGCAGAAGUUUAACUGUCAUUGUGGUGGCUCAGUGACUUGAAUCAAUAAUACUUAAAUAGGUCGUCAGCCAAAGUUUUUGUUAUGGAAUCGUUUUCGUAAGGUCUAGCAGCGCUAGUUAGGCCUAAGCAUAGGGGAUGUUGGUAUGUUCGUACGAGAGAGCCAUCAGCGAUUGCAUUCAUGGGCUAUGUUAUACUAAGGGCUGUAGAAGCGACGUUCAGGUCCCUGGUUGACCAGCCAACUACAGUGAGUGUGCCUGCCAAGUUCAUAUGUAUAUGUAUGCAUAUGUAUGCUUAUUGGAUGGAAUGGGUUAAUCUCGCAUGUAUAGUUAGGAAACAUCAACCUGAAUUUGUGCAAUGCAGCCUAAACUCCGGCUGUCAUACCAACAAAAUUGCUUGCGGCAUUUGCAAUUUGCGACACAAUGGGCAAAUGCAAAAUGCCUCCACGGCCUCGACAGUCGGGAAAUUUAAAGUAGACUGAACCACAACACUGAGGAAGUGUUGGGGAAACAAAUUUUGUGUAUUGUUGGCAUUGUAAAAAAAUGUUGACAUUUUUUCAUAAGAAUGUCUUGGGGGGGGGGAGGCAGAAUAGUAGCACAAUGCAUACAAACCGUUUCCCAAGGUGAAACUCUUCACAACUUUGCAAGUAAAGCCCUUCCGUGUCUUUUUUCUUGGGAUCUGUCCACUCUUGGAUGUUAAGUCAAAGGUUUAUGAAAGCCCACAGAUAUUUGAACUACUCACUUCAAAAUUCAACAAUAUUACUGUUCAAAUUCGCUUCAAACCAAAACAUUGACAUUUGUGUAAGCCUAGUUUUGUGACAUCACAACCUAUUAUUUUGCGCUAAUAUAUAUUUUUUAAGUACUGGUUAUGCCUCUGUGUCAUCCUAUGUAAUGUGUGCAUAUUUCAAACUGUGAGCUGGGUUCGCAGUGGUUUGCUGUUAUACACAUUUGCAUAUUGCACAGUAGAUUGAACACAUUGUGAUCUAAAUAAAGUACUGCAUGAUGUCAGUCA
Molecule: messenger RNA, 6203 nt
Organism: Dermacentor andersoni
Lineage: Eukaryota; Metazoa; Arthropoda; Arachnida; Ixodida; Ixodidae
Gene: TBCD
Product: tubulin folding cofactor D
Biological process (GO): tubulin complex assembly; microtubule cytoskeleton organization; post-chaperonin tubulin folding pathway
Cellular component (GO): lateral plasma membrane
Molecular function (GO): GTPase activator activity; beta-tubulin binding
Source: RefSeq, a predicted model, not a curated record